This is a messenger RNA of Homo sapiens (human), 8213 nucleotides long. It is a transcript of the gene ADGRL2, whose product is annotated as adhesion G protein-coupled receptor L2. The record is from RefSeq and is a predicted model, not a curated record. Lineage: Eukaryota; Metazoa; Chordata; Mammalia; Primates; Hominidae. Gene Ontology annotation, cellular component: postsynaptic membrane; membrane. The transcript has 28 exons. Gene Ontology annotation, biological process: G protein-coupled receptor signaling pathway; cell surface receptor signaling pathway. Bases 1086 to 5426 code for a protein of 1446 amino acids. Gene Ontology annotation, molecular function: G protein-coupled receptor activity; carbohydrate binding; transmembrane signaling receptor activity.
AGCUUAUCCACGCUCUCCGAUCUCGUGUCUGUUUCUCUUUCUCUCUCCCUCUCUUGCGCUGUCCCUCAUUCAUGCACUCUUCCAUCUUUUUGCCAUUGUGCCAGCUCAAUUUAAAUGUAUCUGCUCUGUAUCUGUUCAAGUGGAGAUAAUCCAUGCAAAUCAGGAGCCGUGGCUCUCAAUGCCUGGUUCACAGAGAGGACUCAGCUUGAGGAGGUCACUCGUUCACAGCCGCUCCUCCCAUUAUAUUUUUCCCCUUAUUGCAGAACUGCUGUAUGUAUACAGUGACUGAAAGGACUCAAUUUACUGCAACUGCUGCCUGGCUUUACUUACAACUUUUUUUUUUUUAUAAAGGAACUUACCUCCAUCUGUCUUUUCAAGCAGAAAUACUGUAAUCAAUCCAGACAGUUAUAUCUUCAGUUCCUCAGGUUUUAAUAAAGUUUCAGGGUAGAAAGGGUCCCUUUAACUCCUGAAGACAGUAAAUCACAGUCUGUGUGGUGGUUCUCAGAAGACACUUAAAGGACUGAACUGGAUGCUCUACAUAGCACCCUUGCCAAAAGGGUUCGGAAAUGACUUCCAGCUUCCCACAGUAAUAAAAUGGCACUGUUUGGCAUCUUCGAGGUUACAGACCACUUACUCUAAACUUCACAAAUGGUUCUGAAGAGUAUGGAGCCUACGUAGAUUCAUAAGAGCCCAAUGUUUCCAAAGGACAUUAAUUUUGAUUUCUCCAAUGAAGGCUUGUGGCUGUCCUUAUGCUUUACAAAACAUUACCAAAUCAGAGCCGAAAAGAAAACUGCAAACCUACACUUUUCCUGCUGAGAUUCCUAAAGUUAUAGAGUAAAAUGUCACCAAAAGGAAGCAUGUGAUUCAUUUCACUCUUGCUGUUGGAAUUUGAAGAGAGCUUGAUAACUGUGUUCUAUGUGGAUCCAGCAUUACAACUGAUAAGGGUAUUUAUGGCACAAUGAAAAAUUUCAUCUUUCCCAGAAUGAUAUGAAGAUCAAUGAUGCAGACUGAUGGUUUUGAUGAAGCUGGGCAUUUAUAACUAGAUUCAUUAAGGAAUACAAAGAAAAUACUUAAAGGGAUCAAUAAUGGUGUCUUCUGGUUGCAGAAUGCGAAGUCUGUGGUUUAUCAUUGUAAUCAGCUUCUUACCAAAUACAGAAGGUUUCAGCAGAGCAGCUUUACCAUUUGGGCUGGUGAGGCGAGAAUUAUCCUGUGAAGGUUAUUCUAUAGAUCUGCGAUGCCCGGGCAGUGAUGUCAUCAUGAUUGAGAGCGCUAACUAUGGUCGGACGGAUGACAAGAUUUGUGAUGCUGACCCAUUUCAGAUGGAGAAUACAGACUGCUACCUCCCCGAUGCCUUCAAAAUUAUGACUCAAAGGUGCAACAAUCGAACACAGUGUAUAGUAGUUACUGGGUCAGAUGUGUUUCCUGAUCCAUGUCCUGGAACAUACAAAUACCUUGAAGUCCAAUAUGAAUGUGUCCCUUACAUUUUUGUGUGUCCUGGGACCUUGAAAGCAAUUGUGGACUCACCAUGUAUAUAUGAAGCUGAACAAAAGGCGGGUGCUUGGUGCAAGGACCCUCUUCAGGCUGCAGAUAAAAUUUAUUUCAUGCCCUGGACUCCCUAUCGUACCGAUACUUUAAUAGAAUAUGCUUCUUUAGAAGAUUUCCAAAAUAGUCGCCAAACAACAACAUAUAAACUUCCAAAUCGAGUAGAUGGUACUGGAUUUGUGGUGUAUGAUGGUGCUGUCUUCUUUAACAAAGAAAGAACGAGGAAUAUUGUGAAAUUUGACUUGAGGACUAGAAUUAAGAGUGGCGAGGCCAUAAUUAACUAUGCCAACUACCAUGAUACCUCACCAUACAGAUGGGGAGGAAAGACUGAUAUCGACCUAGCAGUUGAUGAAAAUGGUUUAUGGGUCAUUUACGCCACUGAACAGAACAAUGGAAUGAUAGUUAUUAGCCAGCUGAAUCCAUACACUCUUCGAUUUGAAGCAACGUGGGAGACUGUAUACGACAAACGUGCCGCAUCAAAUGCUUUUAUGAUAUGCGGAGUCCUCUAUGUGGUUAGGUCAGUUUAUCAAGACAAUGAAAGUGAAACAGGCAAGAACUCAAUUGAUUACAUUUAUAAUACCCGAUUAAACCGAGGAGAAUAUGUAGAUGUUCCCUUCCCCAACCAGUAUCAGUAUAUUGCUGCAGUGGAUUACAAUCCAAGAGAUAACCAACUUUACGUGUGGAACAAUAACUUCAUUUUACGAUAUUCUCUGGAGUUUGGUCCACCUGAUCCUGCCCAAGUGCCUACCACAGCUGUGACAAUAACUUCUUCAGCUGAGCUGUUCAAAACCAUAAUAUCAACCACAAGCACUACUUCACAGAAAGGCCCCAUGAGCACAACUGUAGCUGGAUCACAGGAAGGAAGCAAAGGGACAAAACCACCUCCAGCAGUUUCUACAACCAAAAUUCCACCUAUAACAAAUAUUUUUCCCCUGCCAGAGAGAUUCUGUGAAGCAUUAGACUCCAAGGGGAUAAAGUGGCCUCAGACACAAAGGGGAAUGAUGGUUGAACGACCAUGCCCUAAGGGAACAAGAGGAACUGCCUCAUAUCUCUGCAUGAUUUCCACUGGAACAUGGAACCCUAAGGGCCCCGAUCUUAGCAACUGUACCUCACACUGGGUGAAUCAGCUGGCUCAGAAGAUCAGAAGCGGAGAAAAUGCUGCUAGUCUUGCCAAUGAACUGGCUAAACAUACCAAAGGGCCAGUGUUUGCUGGGGAUGUAAGUUCUUCAGUGAGAUUGAUGGAGCAGUUGGUGGACAUCCUUGAUGCACAGCUGCAGGAACUGAAACCUAGUGAAAAAGAUUCAGCUGGACGGAGUUAUAACAAGGCAAUUGUUGACACAGUGGACAACCUUCUGAGACCCGAAGCUUUGGAAUCAUGGAAACAUAUGAAUUCUUCUGAACAAGCACAUACUGCAACAAUGUUACUCGAUACAUUGGAAGAAGGAGCUUUUGUCCUAGCUGACAAUCUUUUAGAACCAACAAGGGUCUCAAUGCCCACAGAAAAUAUUGUCCUGGAAGUUGCCGUACUCAGUACAGAAGGACAGAUCCAAGACUUUAAAUUUCCUCUGGGCAUCAAAGGAGCAGGCAGCUCAAUCCAACUGUCCGCAAAUACCGUCAAACAGAACAGCAGGAAUGGGCUUGCAAAGUUGGUGUUCAUCAUUUACCGGAGCCUGGGACAGUUCCUUAGUACAGAAAAUGCAACCAUUAAACUGGGUGCUGAUUUUAUUGGUCGUAAUAGCACCAUUGCAGUGAACUCUCACGUCAUUUCAGUUUCAAUCAAUAAAGAGUCCAGCCGAGUAUACCUGACUGAUCCUGUGCUUUUUACCCUGCCACACAUUGAUCCUGACAAUUAUUUCAAUGCAAACUGCUCCUUCUGGAACUACUCAGAGAGAACUAUGAUGGGAUAUUGGUCUACCCAGGGCUGCAAGCUGGUUGACACUAAUAAAACUCGAACAACGUGUGCAUGCAGCCACCUAACCAAUUUUGCAAUUCUCAUGGCCCACAGGGAAAUUGCAUAUAAAGAUGGCGUUCAUGAAUUACUUCUUACAGUCAUCACCUGGGUGGGAAUUGUCAUUUCCCUUGUUUGCCUGGCUAUCUGCAUCUUCACCUUCUGCUUUUUCCGUGGCCUACAGAGUGACCGAAAUACUAUUCACAAGAACCUUUGUAUCAACCUUUUCAUUGCUGAAUUUAUUUUCCUAAUAGGCAUUGAUAAGACAAAAUAUGCGAUUGCAUGCCCAAUAUUUGCAGGACUUCUACACUUUUUCUUUUUGGCAGCUUUUGCUUGGAUGUGCCUAGAAGGUGUGCAGCUCUACCUAAUGUUAGUUGAAGUUUUUGAAAGUGAAUAUUCAAGGAAAAAAUAUUACUAUGUUGCUGGUUACUUGUUUCCUGCCACAGUGGUUGGAGUUUCAGCUGCUAUUGACUAUAAGAGCUAUGGAACAGAAAAAGCUUGCUGGCUUCAUGUUGAUAACUACUUUAUAUGGAGCUUCAUUGGACCUGUUACCUUCAUUAUUCUGCUAAAUAUUAUCUUCUUGGUGAUCACAUUGUGCAAAAUGGUGAAGCAUUCAAACACUUUGAAACCAGAUUCUAGCAGGUUGGAAAACAUUAAGUCUUGGGUGCUUGGCGCUUUCGCUCUUCUGUGUCUUCUUGGCCUCACCUGGUCCUUUGGGUUGCUUUUUAUUAAUGAGGAGACUAUUGUGAUGGCAUAUCUCUUCACUAUAUUUAAUGCUUUCCAGGGAGUGUUCAUUUUCAUCUUUCACUGUGCUCUCCAAAAGAAAGUACGAAAAGAAUAUGGCAAGUGCUUCAGACACUCAUACUGCUGUGGAGGCCUCCCAACUGAGAGUCCCCACAGUUCAGUGAAGGCAUCAACCACCAGAACCAGUGCUCGCUAUUCCUCUGGCACACAGAGUCGUAUAAGAAGAAUGUGGAAUGAUACUGUGAGAAAACAAUCAGAAUCUUCUUUUAUCUCAGGUGACAUCAAUAGCACUUCAACACUUAAUCAAGGAAUGACUGGCAAUUACCUACUAACAAACCCUCUUCUUCGACCCCACGGCACUAACAACCCCUAUAACACAUUGCUCGCUGAAACAGUUGUAUGUAAUGCCCCUUCAGCUCCUGUAUUUAACUCACCAGGACAUUCACUGAACAAUGCCAGGGAUACAAGUGCCAUGGAUACUCUACCGCUAAAUGGUAAUUUUAACAACAGCUACUCGCUGCACAAGGGUGACUAUAAUGACAGCGUGCAAGUUGUGGACUGUGGACUAAGUCUGAAUGAUACUGCUUUUGAGAAAAUGAUCAUUUCAGAAUUAGUGCACAACAACUUACGGGGCAGCAGCAAGACUCACAACCUCGAGCUCACGCUACCAGUCAAACCUGUGAUUGGAGGUAGCAGCAGUGAAGAUGAUGCUAUUGUGGCAGAUGCUUCAUCUUUAAUGCACAGCGACAACCCAGGGCUGGAGCUCCAUCACAAAGAACUCGAGGCACCACUUAUUCCUCAGCGGACUCACUCCCUUCUGUACCAACCCCAGAAGAAAGUGAAGUCCGAGGGAACUGACAGCUAUGUCUCCCAACUGACAGCAGAGGCUGAAGAUCACCUACAGUCCCCCAACAGAGACUCUCUUUAUACAAGCAUGCCCAAUCUUAGAGACUCUCCCUAUCCGGAGAGCAGCCCUGACAUGGAAGAAGACCUCUCUCCCUCCAGGAGGAGUGAGAAUGAGGACAUUUACUAUAAAAGCAUGCCAAAUCUUGGAGCUGGCCAUCAGCUUCAGAUGUGCUACCAGAUCAGCAGGGGCAAUAGUGAUGGUUAUAUAAUCCCCAUUAACAAAGAAGGGUGUAUUCCAGAAGGAGAUGUUAGAGAAGGACAAAUGCAGCUGGUUACAAGUCUUUAAUCAUACAGCUAAGGAAUUCCAAGGGCCACAUGCGAGUAUUAAUAAAUAAAGACACCAUUGGCCUGACGCAGCUCCCUCAAACUCUGCUUGAAGAGAUGACUCUUGACCUGUGGUUCUCUGGUGUAAAAAAGAUGACUGAACCUUGCAGUUCUGUGAAUUUUUAUAAAACAUACAAAAACUUUGUAUAUACACAGAGUAUACUAAAGUGAAUUAUUUGUUACAAAGAAAAGAGAUGCCAGCCAGGUAUUUUAAGAUUCUGCUGCUGUUUAGAGAAAUUGUGAAACAAGCAAAACAAAACUUUCCAGCCAUUUUACUGCAGCAGUCUGUGAACUAAAUUUGUAAAUAUGGCUGCACCAUUUUUGUAGGCCUGCAUUGUAUUAUAUACAAGACGUAGGCUUUAAAAUCCUGUGGGACAAAUUUACUGUACCUUACUAUUCCUGACAAGACUUGGAAAAGCAGGAGAGAUAUUCUGCAUCAGUUUGCAGUUCACUGCAAAUCUUUUACAUUAAGGCAAAGAUUGAAAACAUGCUUAACCACUAGCAAUCAAGCCACAGGCCUUAUUUCAUAUGUUUCCUCAACUGUACAAUGAACUAUUCUCAUGAAAAAUGGCUAAAGAAAUUAUAUUUUGUUCUAUUGCUAGGGUAAAAUAAAUACAUUUGUGUCCAACUGAAAUAUAAUUGUCAUUAAAAUAAUUUUAAAGAGUGAAGAAAAUAUUGUGAAAAGCUCUUGGUUGCACAUGUUAUGAAAUGUUUUUUCUUACACUUUGUCAUGGUAAGUUCUACUCAUUUUCACUUCUUUUCCACUGUAUACAGUGUUCUGCUUUGACAAAGUUGGUCUUUAUUACUUACAUUUAAAUUUCUUAUUGCCAAAAGAACGUGUUUUAUGGGGAGAAACAAACUCUUUGAAGCCAGUUAUGUCAUGCCUUGCACAAAAGUGAUGAAAUCUAGAAAAGAUUGUGUGUCACCCCUGUUUAUUCUUGAACAGAGGGCAAAGAGGGCACUGGGCACUUCUCACAAACUUUCUAGUGAACAAAAGGUGCCUAUUCUUUUUUAAAAAAAUAAAAUAAAACAUAAAUAUUACUCUUCCAUAUUCCUUCUGCCUAUAUUUAGUAAUUAAUUUAUUUUAUGAUAAAGUUCUAAUGAAAUGUAAAUUGUUUCAGCAAAAUUCUGCUUUUUUUUCAUCCCUUUGUGUAAACCUGUUAAUAAUGAGCCCAUCACUAAUAUCCAGUGUAAAGUUUAACACGGUUUGACAGUAAAUAAAUGUGAAUUUUUUCAAGUAGUUAACAUGUGAACUUUUAUGUAUGAUACAUAAUUGGCUUUAACAUGUUGGUCCAUUCCCACCUUGGUUUAAGUAACGUCAUACCAAAGUCCAUGGAUAUAUGAAAGGAUACAAUUAAGUUGCCUGUUUGUUCUUUAUGCUGAAAGGAAUAUAUGUCUUCCAAUUGCCCACUACAUAUGCACAAAAUCUGCUGGAUAAGUUUUAAGAGGGAUAUAUUCUGAAAGCAUUUUUGUUUGUUGCAUUGUACCAGGACUAAAAAAAGAAGGAUUGGAAGUUCUGCCAUCAAAUUUGGGUAUCAUAAAAAGUUUUUAACUGAUUUUUCAGCAGUAUUGGGAAGUUUCUUAAACAUACUUUAAGGAUUAUAAAUAUCCCUAUAGACAGCUGUGAAUACCAAUAUACAUUACCCUGGAAAAGUUUUACUCCAAGUUCAAAAAUCAUAUAAUUGAAUAUCAAGAAAUAGAUGUUUUCUGUUUGUAUCAUAAGCAUUUAUAGAAAAUUAUUCUAAAGCUUAAUGGUUUGCUAUAAUUCUCAAAUACUACCACUAGCUUAUAAAUCACUUUUAUGUGGACACACACAUGCCUAUUGAAUUUAAAAAGGAAUGAGAUUUAAAAAUUAAGUGCAUAUAUAUAAUAUACAUAUAUAUAUAUAUAUAUAUAUAUAUAUAUUUUUUUUUUUUUUUUUUUUUUUUUUUUUUUUGGGACAGAGUGUCCCUCUGUCACCCAGGCUGGAGUGCAGUAGUGUGAUCUCGGCUCACUGCAACCUCCGCCUCCCAGGUUCUCAAACAGAUUUAACAAUCCUCUGAGAAUGGUACUCAUUUAUUUGGCUAAAAUUCUUCAGGGAUUUAUAAACUACUUGCUAAAGGAGGGCAUUAGAUAAUCAAGUAUUUUUAAUUUUCCAUCUUGUUAUACUUUUUAUUUUAAAUGCCUAAAACCAUACAGUAUUGUGUGAUGUGUAAUUCCUAGUAUACAAGCUACCUAGAGUCAGGCUGGUUCAGUAAUAAAUUUUUUUAAAGGCAACACUGAUUAUUCAGUUAGUCCUAUUUCUUUCUCUUGAGGCAGUUCUCAAAACUCUAAAGACAUGAACACUGCAUCGUACCUAAAUGGCUACUGUUCUCUAACGUCUUUAUCCUAUGGAUUCAAUUUGGAAGCCAUCAUUGAUCUUUGGCAUCAAAAGAAAAGUCAUUUUUAAAGCAUUUCUUUUCAAAAAUAUAUAAAUAUUGCCUUAAAUUCCAUCUAGGAUUCCCUUAGUACAAGGUAGUUUCUUAGGUUUGUAAUUACUAAACUACUGACUGUUUUAAUGCAGAUGCGUUAUUGUAUUUAUUAACCCAGUUUCUUUGGGUCUGCCUAGACUUCACCUGAAUGUACAGUUUUCACAUUCUUGAUUGUUUCUCUUUGUGAUAGUCACAACUGUGAACUUAUAAAGUCACAUUUUUAAAGUUCUUCCUAGAGACAUUCACUCUGUCUUUAUUAAAAAUAAUAAUAAUAAUAAUAAACGUUAUCUUGUUGGCCA